AUGGAAGGUGAAAAUUUUUGCUACUAUUUCGAUUCAUAUUCUGUAAUAAUGAUAAUGAUAAUUGCUACUUUAAUAAACAUUGUUUUAUAUAUUUGUUAUUACUUUUAUCAAUAUUUGUACUUCGAUUCAUCUAAUAUUAAUUUUGAUAAAAUCUGGAAUAUUCGAAAUGUUUAUAAUGCUUCAUUAAUUAAACAAAUUCGAAUGAAGAUUUUAAAACAAAAAUUGUUUCAUAUUCCCUGUUUAUUGAAAGAGUUAACAUCUUCAUUUCUCUUUCCAACCGAGAUCAUUGCAAUAUUUAAAAUAAAAUUCGGUGGUUAUGUUAAAAAACUACCGAAAAACUCGCUUGAUCAAUUGGCACACACACUUAAUGAUCUAGAUUUUUGUUAUGCAACAUUAAAUAAAGUCAGUCGUUCUUUUUCACUUGUUAUUCAACAGCUUCCUCAAUCAUUGAAAGAUUCAGUUUGCAUAUUUUAUCUUGUUCUUCGUGGUCUUGAUAGUGUUGAAGAUGAUAUGACAUAUCCUCAAGAUAAGAAAAUUUUCUUAUUACGGAAUUUUUACAAUAAUUUGUUAAUUGAUAAUUGGUCUAUAAAGGAUGUCGGUGAUACAGAAGAUUAUCGAAUAUUAUUGGAUACUUUUAGUAAAGUUAUUAAUGUAUUUAAAUCACUAGAUGAAAAAUAUCGAUCUAUCAUAUUGAAUAUCACACGUAAGAUGGGAGAUGGAAUGGCUGAAUACGUUAGUAAGAGAGGCUCAAUUGAAACAUUAGUCAGUUACAAUUUGUAUUGUCACUACGUUGCUGGUCCUGUUGGUCAUGGAUUAUCAGCUAUUUUUGCUCACAGUGGAUUAGAAGACGCUGAUCUUCAUGUUGAUGAUAAUCUCAGUAACAGUAUGGGACUAUUUUUACAAAAAACAAAUAUUAUUCGCGACUAUCUCGAAGAUCUUCAAGCAGGUAGAACUUGGUGGCCAAAAGAAAUCUGGCAAAAUUAUGCAACUAAUAUUGAUGAAUUUAUUAAAACACCUAAUGGGGAACAAAGUCUUGAAUGUUUAAAUCAUAUGGUGAUGGAUUCACUUAAUCAUGUACCUGAUGUGAUCAACUAUCUUGGUCGCCUUAAACAUCGUAAAGUAUUCGAAUUUUGUGCCAUUCCCCAAUUAAUGGCAAUGGCUACUCUUGUUGAGUUAUAUAACAAUCCUUUAGUAUUUACAUCGGUUGUUAAAAUACGAAAAGGACUGACUUGUAAAUUAAUGUUAAACUGUUCGACUUUGAAUGAAGUAUUUUCUUGGUUUUAUUUCUUUAUCAAAAAAAUUGAACAUAAAAUACCAAAACGCACCAAUGUGAACAUUAAUCAUAUGCACGAACUCGUUUAUCAAGUGAAAAAAUUAUGUUAUCGAAAUUUAAAAUCUUAA
This is a messenger RNA of Rotaria sp. Silwood2, 1401 nucleotides long. NCBI's taxonomy places the organism in Eukaryota, Metazoa, Rotifera, Eurotatoria, Philodinida, Philodinidae. The record is from the annotation of a GenBank genome assembly.